Molecule: messenger RNA, 990 nt
Organism: Lutra lutra (Eurasian river otter)
Lineage: Eukaryota; Metazoa; Chordata; Mammalia; Carnivora; Mustelidae
Product: olfactory receptor 2G3-like
Biological process (GO): G protein-coupled receptor signaling pathway
Cellular component (GO): membrane
Molecular function (GO): G protein-coupled receptor activity; olfactory receptor activity
Source: RefSeq, a predicted model, not a curated record
AUGAGACGUUUGCCUCAGAGUGAUACAGAAGAAGCACAAGCUGCUGUUCCUGCCUUUACUUUUAGUAUGAUAAAAACAAACUUCACCGUGACUGAAUUUGUGUUCCUGGGACUCUCAUCUCAGCCAAAGGUGCAGCUUAUUCUUUUUAUUAUGUUCUUGUUCUUUUAUUUAUUAACAGUGGUGGGGAAUAUUAUAAUUAUCACUAUUAUUCAGAUAGAACCUCGUCUCCAAACCCCCAUGUACUUCUUCCUCACUAAUUUAUCCUUUCUGGAUAUCUGCUACACAUCCACUAAUGUCCCACAAAUGCUGUCCAACAUGAUGGGGAAAAACAUCCCAUUCUCUAGUUGUGCUACUCAGAUGUACUUCUCCCUCUCCUUUGGAAUGAUUGAAUGUGUUCUCCUUGGGGUCAUGGCUUAUGACAGAUAUGUAGCCAUUUGUCAUCCUCUCCAUUAUACUGUCAUUAUGAACCAAAACAUCUGUGUCCAAUUUGCAGCCAUUUCUUGGUCCAGCAGCUUCCUGAGUUCCAUGGUUAUCAACGUCCUCACCUUGAGUUUGCCCUACUGUGGGCCCAACGUCCUGAACCAUUUUUUUUGUGAGGUCCCUUCCAUCUUGAGGUUGGCUUGCACUGACACCUCAUUUACUGAGCUGGUUGUUUUUAUCUUCAGUAUCAUCAUCGUCUUCAUCCCUUUUCUCCUCAUUGUUGUUUCCUACGCCCGAAUCCUCCUAUCAGUUCUCAGGAUACGGUCAGCCUCCGGGAGGCAUAAGGCACUGUCCACCUGUGCCUCCCAUCUGACAGUGGUGGCUUUAUUCUAUGGAACUGCCAUUUUCAUGUACAUGAGACCCCAGUCGAAGUCCUCCAGGGCGGGGGGCAAGAUCAUUGCAGUGUUCUACACUGUGAUCACACCCAUGCUCAACCCCUUGAUCUAUAGCCUAAGGAACCAGGAUGUGAAAGGAGCUUUAAGGAGAGCUAUUGCAAAACAGAGGACAUGA